This is a messenger RNA of Symbiodinium sp. CCMP2592, 2838 nucleotides long. NCBI's taxonomy places the organism in Eukaryota, Dinophyceae, Suessiales, Symbiodiniaceae. The record is from the annotation of a GenBank genome assembly.
AUGCUGUGCAUAUUUGAUCCAUUGAAAGCGGCUUUCCCUCAGGGCUUGAACCUGCCUUAUCAGGGACUGGUUGGUUCGUCGCCUGUUCCCCAGACGACAGCACAGCCUUCGGAUUCCGGAACGUCCGUGACGAGUGGUUCUCAUUGUCAGGCAUGGACUCGUGCAGUCAAGGCAAAACGAGGGCCUAGGGCCGCGGAUCGUCGCGAAGAGGCGUAUCGCCGGGUCCUCACUUUGCUGCAUGCUUUCUCGAGUUUCUUCGAUUUGUGUACCUUGAUGGCUGAUGACGAGGAGGACGGCCAGGAUUCUGUUCAGGCAGUUUUGGCAGGGAAAUCCCCGAAUACCAUUUUGAAACAUGUGGGUCCGGUUCGUACCUUUUGUGAGUGGCUUUUGAAAGCCAGCUACGCUCCGCCUUUUGCGGAGAAAACUUUAUGGUCUUUCAUCCAUUGUGUCCUCAAGAUGCCCAAGACUGCGGCUACCACACUGGACAGUAGUCUGCGUGCUAUCAAGUGGAGCUAUUAUACAUUGGGACUACGUGUCCAACUAGAGGUUUUCAGCAGCCCUCGAAUUCAUGGUGUGGUGAAGAAGGCGUUACAGACUAAAAACCCUUGGUGCCCGGCGACGCCCUUCAAAGUAUCAGAAGUUCUCCAAUUGCACGCUAUCUGUUGUGAUCCCUCUAUUUCUGUCAUUGAUAGAUGCGGAGCGGCGCAUUUCCUUGCUAUGCUCUAUGCGAGGGCAAGAGCAUCGGACAUCCGGUGCGUCAAAAGUAUCUUGAUAGAUGUGCACAACGAGGACUGGAGCUCGGGUUUCAUUGAGUUAGGGACGCUCGAGCACAAGACGUCUCGGCUGGACACCCAGCGACGUCGUAUAUUGCCUCUGGUGAUUCCUGGCCAGGGUAUUGCCAAAACACCUUUUGGUCAGCUCCUCCUGGACAUUAGGGCUGAGGCCGGUUUGCCGAAUGAUCAGGCGGAUGUGCCAUUUUUGCCGGCGCCUCUGCCGGAUGGGUCUUGGUCCUCUGACCCACUGUCUAGCAGCGAAAUUACCAGGGGGCUGAGGUAUUUACUGCCACGUCCAUCGUCGGAACAGGCUGUGAGUUCGCACUCGCUGAAGGUUACUUCACUUGUUUGGUGUAGCAAAUUCGGGAUGCUUCGCGAGACCAAGCGAGUUCUAGGCCAUCACGCGGACGCUGCGACUGGCAGCGAUGCAGUUUAUGGACGCGAGUUGCAGAGUGCGGCACUGCGUGAGUAUGUUGUCGUGCUGGAUGCAAUCGCGACGGGCAAGUUCCUGCCGGACCAGACCCGUUCAGGUCAUUUCGCAUCAGGUUGGACUCGGGAAUCUGUCCUGCAGGCGGCUGCUUUCCCACAGGACUCGGAAGUCCUACAGGCGGCUGUGGAGGAUGACCAGGAUGAUGCAUUGGCUGUAGUCUCUGAUGUUUCGGACUCCGAUGAAGAGGCCCCGGAGGAACAAUCUUUCUGGGCUCACCCGACGAGCCAGGUUCUGCAUCGCACGACUUUGGGGUCGCCAAUGUUCUUGUGCGGUGUUUUAGCCAUGACGAGUUCCGUAGAUUCUGCGCCUUUCUUUGUGCAGCGAGCGGAUGAAAUCUCGCUUGCUAAGCGAGUCGUGGAUGCCCUGAAAGGUAAAGGGGUCACCACUUUGGCCCAGUUGGCUUUCUGUGUCGGACAACCGGGACAGGUGCUCUCUCAGACUGAGUUUGACACGUGGAGCGAGGCCAUGUUGGUAGGCAUCACGGUGGGCGAGAAGGCGUCUCUGAGGCGCUUGAUACUGGAAGCUCAGACCAUGCUGGUGGCUUCCUUGAAGGAUUUAGCAGAACCUGCGGAACACGCUUCCCCUAAAAAGGUGGGGGUCGCCGAGCGUAAUGCUCGCAUGGAUCAGCUUCGGACUCAGCUCGCAGGAGUUUCGCUCACUGGACAGCUUGAGCCGAGUCAUGCUUUGCUUGACAUGGCAGUUCAGCAGUGGGAGAGUCGGUGCUUGAAGUACAUCGGUCCAGAGAAGUGCCAUAGUCGUGAGGAUGAGGUUCAGAACACCAAGCCCUUAACCACCAGCCUGUCCUUGGAAGGCGGUAAGUUGAAGGUUACGGAGGCUGCUGGUAUGGACGAUCGUGAUAUUGAGGGCUCUUUGCAGGUCCUUAAUGCCCUGCGUCGCAGGGGAGUGGCUUAUGCAUUUGCUCGCUUGAUCAGUUGGGAGAAGCAUGAGGCUUACAUCGCUUCUUUGUUCAGGUAUCUGACCAAACCCGCUCAGCCUGGUUACAGGAAGGUGUCCCUUCGUCAGAUUCUGCGAGCUGACAAGCUUGCCUUUUCCAAGUUGUCGGAGGCAGGUGAAGACAUACGGGCAGACGCCUCAGGUACUCUCCCACUUGAUGCAGCGAUCGGGGCUAUUCUUCAUGAUUACGACCUCAUUGUAGCCCUUCUGCCUAUGGGCGACUUGGACGGUAAGGGCAAGAAUGCUACUGGCCGCGGCGGUCGCCCUGGCCCUUACGGCGAUACUGCGCCCUGGAAGGGGAAGAAUGGCAAAGGUAAAGGUGAUUGGAACCUCAAAGGCUCUGAUCAUUGGACAGGGAAAGGCAAGAACACCUGGCAAUCUAAGGGCAAGUCGCCCAAGGGAAAAGGCUCAGGGGCUGGCAAGCCGGAAUGGUUACCUGAGGGACUUCGUUUCCAGGGAGCCUCUGCAUGGAAUCAUAAAGGCAACAAGGUCUGUUACGGCUUCAACCUUGGGACUUGUUCGGAUGCAAACUGCCAGAAGGGCGAUCAUACUUGCUGCAUCUUCAAAUGUGGUGGUGACCACCCGGUGGGUAAGUGCCCUUUGAAGCCCAAGAAGCUGUGA